AUGAAUCCAUUUGUGCGACCCGUCAUCGCAGGCGCGCCGUCUGUGGUCAUUGAGAUCAGUUUGAAAAGCGGUAGUUUUAUUUUUGUGACCAAUUCCAUGAACGCGUUAAAAAUUUACGCCAAAGGGACGGAUCCUGACAACUGGCUAAACAUAAACGAGGACACAGCGGAAAUCCGACUAAACAAGAUUCCAGACAGAGAGUCACCUUUUUUGAUAAACGGCACCUACUUUGCAGAGAUCCUGGCCAUCUCAAAAGACAUGCCUGCAAGAACUGCCACAGGAACCAUAGCCAUCAAAGUCAUUGAUUCCAAUGAUCACUGUCCGGCGCUCACCUCAACGAAAAUGCUCCUAUGUGAGGACCAAAGAAGCAUCCUGGUUACUGCACACGACGAAGAUAUGGACCCUAACGGACCACCUUUCACCUUUAAGAUCCUUCCAGAAAACACACGUGGUGUGUGGGAAGUGGAAUCCGUCUCUGGGACUGAAGCAGAGUUCCGCACUGAGGAAAAGCUGUGGCCUGGUACUUACUCGAUUGAGAUGGAAGUAUCUGAUGCCCAAAGUUUGAGUUGCCCUACCCCACAGACGUUCGAUGUGAAUGUGUGUGAGUGUGUGGGCCCAGAUGCUUCGCCGUGCAUGGCUAAACAAGCCUCAUCUGAAGAGAAGACACACAUUGACUUCUCUGGUCCUGCAGUUUCCCUCAUGAUCGUUGCCGCUUGUUUGCUGCUCUUUAUCCCAUUUCUGAUGGUCGUCUGCCAGUGUGGAGGGACGAACGCUAUAUUUGCAGACAAAUUCCGUGAACUGCCAUUUGAGGCCAAAGAGCACCUGAUUGCCUAUCACACCGAAGGCAGAGGGGAGGAUAAGGAAGUGCCACUUUACAGCGCUCCUUUAAAAUUAGGAACCCAAAGGCAAGUGGAGGGAGCAACCACUCUGCUGGGUGGUAUGACCAAAGAAACCAGAGAGAUUAUAACAACAACAAACACUAGUGACGCCUUCAUGGUAAAUGGUGGCAGCAGCCGUGUCAUGGGGCAGGGAGAGGGCAGCUACAGUAUCUACAGAGACAGAUACCUUCAAGAUCAAGGCUUCUCUACCUACAAUGGAAGGACCGUGUACGACAAACAAGCCACAAUGUUUGAGGACAUCGCCCUCCCUGACGCAUUCCUGGAACAGUACUACUCCCAGAAAUCUGCUGUGACAGUCACGGGAAAGGAUGCCCUGUUGGUGUAUGAUGAUGAGGGUUUCGAAGCUCAAAAAAACUUCCACAUUGUAGAGAUGGGAUGA
Messenger RNA from Knipowitschia caucasica, 1278 nucleotides. NCBI's taxonomy places the organism in Eukaryota, Metazoa, Chordata, Actinopteri, Gobiiformes, Gobiidae. The record is from the annotation of a GenBank genome assembly.